Molecule: messenger RNA, 4469 nt
Organism: Jaculus jaculus (lesser Egyptian jerboa)
Lineage: Eukaryota; Metazoa; Chordata; Mammalia; Rodentia; Dipodidae
Gene: Klhl7
Product: kelch like family member 7
Exons: 12
Coding region: 436-2112 (558 amino acids)
Biological process (GO): protein ubiquitination
Cellular component (GO): Cul3-RING ubiquitin ligase complex
Molecular function (GO): protein binding
Source: RefSeq, a predicted model, not a curated record
GCUCCUGAGGGAGGGAGAGACGAACCGACGGACGGACGGAGGCGGGGAUCUGUUGGUCCCGCGCCGGCAUCUCGGAAGCCGGGGGCCACGCUCCCCGGUCGGAGGUCUCUGCUAAACAAGAGCCCGGGGAGGGUGAACCCUCGCCGGGCGUGACGAGCCCGGUGCGCGAGGUGGCCCGCAGGAGGAUGGCCGCCCCUGGGGUGGAAAAAAGCAGUAGUAAGAAGAAGACCGAGAAGAAACUUGCUGCUCGAGAAGAAGCGAAGCUGCUGGCGGGUUUCAUGGGCGUCAUGAACAACAUGAGGAAACAGGUGGAACCCAUUGGAGACAAAUCCUCCUGGUACGACUUAAUUUAGAGCCGAAAGUCAGCGGUAAAGACCGUUUUCUGAGGACACCCUGUAAUUAAAGAGGACAUCUUUGUUCUGUCUUUGAUGCGUGAUGCAUUCAUGCAGUUAUGCAGCAUGUCGCCAAAAGAAAACACUGUGCGAUGUCAUCCUCAUGGUCCAGGAAAGAAAAAUACCUGCUCAUCGCGUUGUCCUUGCUGCAGCCAGUCAUUUUUUUAACUUAAUGUUCACAACUAACAUGCUUGAAUCGAAGUCCUUUGAAGUAGAACUCAAAGAUGCUGAAGCUGACAUUAUUGAACAACUUGUGGAAUUUGCUUACACUGCUAGAAUUUCUGUGAAUAGCAACAAUGUUCAGUCUUUGUUGGAUGCAGCAAAUCAGUACCAGAUUGAACCUGUGAAGAAAAUGUGCGUUGAUUUUUUGAAAGAACAAGUUGAUGCUUCAAAUUGUCUUGGUAUAAGCGUGCUUGCAGAGUGUCUGGAUUGUCCUGAAUUGAAAGCAACAGCAGAUGACUUUAUCCAUCAGCAUUUUACUGAAGUUUAUAAAACUGAUGAAUUUCUACAACUGGAUGUCAAAAGGGUAACGCAUCUUCUCAACCAGGAUACUCUGACUGUGAGAGCAGAGGAUCAGGUUUAUGAUGCUGCAGUCAGGUGGUUGAAAUAUGAUGAACCCAAUCGUCAGCCAUUUAUGGUUGACAUACUGGCUAAAGUCAGGUUUCCUCUUAUAUCAAAGAAUUUCUUAAGUAAAACAGUGCAAGCUGAACCACUUAUUCAAGACAAUCCUGAGUGCCUUAAGAUGGUGAUAAGUGGAAUGAGGUACCACCUACUAUCCCCAGAAGAUCGAGAAGAACUUGUAGAUGGCACAAGGCCUAGAAGAAAGAAACAUGAUUAUCGCAUAGCCCUAUUUGGAGGCUCCCAACCACAGUCUUGUAGAUAUUUUAACCCAAAGGACUACAGCUGGACUGACAUUCGCUGCCCCUUUGAAAAACGAAGGGAUGCAGCAUGUGUGUUUUGGGACAACGUAGUAUACAUUUUGGGUGGUUCUCAGCUUUUCCCUAUAAAACGAAUGGACUGCUAUAAUGUUGUGAAGGAUAGCUGGUAUUCCAAACUGGGCCCUCCAACACCUCGAGAUAGCCUUGCUGCCUGUGCUGCAGAAGGCAAGAUUUAUACAAGUGGAGGUUCCGAAGUAGGGAACUCAGCUCUGUAUCUGUUCGAGUGCUACGAUACGAGAACUGAAAGCUGGCACACAAAGCCCAGCAUGUUGACUCAGCGCUGCAGCCAUGGGAUGGUGGAGGCUAAUGGCCUAAUUUAUGUUUGUGGUGGAAGCUUGGGGAACAAUGUUUCUGGGAGAGUACUUAGUUCCUGUGAAGUUUAUGAUCCCGCCACAGAAACAUGGACUGAGCUGUGUCCAAUGAUUGAGCCCAGGAAGAACCAUGGACUGGUAUUUGUAAAGGACAAGAUAUUUGCUGUGGGUGGUCAAAAUGUUUUAGGUGGCCUGGACAAUGUGGAAUAUUAUGAUAUUAAAUUAAAUGAAUGGAAGAUGGUGUCACCAAUGCCGUGGAAGGGGGUCACAGUGAAGUGUGCAGCAGUUGGCUCUAUCAUUUAUGUCCUAGCAGGUUUUCAAGGUGUAGGCCGACUGGGACACAUCCUCGAAUAUAAUACUGAAACAGAUAAAUGGAUUGCCAACUCCAAAGUUCGUGCUUUCCCAGUAACAAGUUGCUUAAUUUGUGUUGUUGACACCUGUGGAGCGAAUGAAGAAACUCUUGAAACAUAAAGCAUGCAUGGGCUCCAGACUUACCUGAGACUCAGAACAUGCCACCAGUGCUUUCUUGACACCAAGAGCUUGGUUAUGAAGGUCUGGUUUGAUAUUUUGAUAAAGGUUCAAGAGUAAAGUAAGAGUCCUAUAAAAAUAAAUGUUUCUUUUAUAUGUAUUUCUUUAAUUCAAAGACCUUACUUUAGUUGGCCAUGUAGCCAAGAAUCUCAUCAGCCAGAAAAUUUGAGAAAUUAUAAGUAUUUGUUGAAAAUGUCUACUCUGGCAGAGUGGGGCAUGCUCCUUGUGAAGCAGCCCCACCAUAAGCUCUGAUUCUAUUUUCAUAUAUUGAGUGAGCGCGGUCUAGUUAGAUCUGUUUGUUUCUGUUUGGUUAAGAGCUAAGUAGUAUGAGCUAUAACUCAAGGUGGGCAACUCUGAUAUCGUGUUCACAGUUUUGCUUGUCCUCGUGUUUCCUGUAGUGCCAAAUUACUCCAUUGUAGAGUAAGCCAAGGUAUACAUACUUCCUCACAAAAUAUCAUAAACAGAUUUGGGAACUUAGUGUACCCGAUUUCUCAUGAAAUAUACUCAGUACAAUUAAAUAUAUUCCACAUUUUUAACAUAAAAUGAUAUGUUUAGCACCCGUCAUUAGUUUAUAUGGUUUUAAUUCAGUGAAUUGAAAAGUGCUCUGCAUCUUCAGUCCUCACUGUGAAAUCUGAUUGUAACAGGGAUGAUUAGCAAAAGAUAAAGCUAUUUGUAGCAAAUGUCUAGAUCACCAGGAAAGCAUUGAUAAUUGUACCACAAUAUCUUAAAGAUUAAAAAACUGUUUUCCUUUCCCUUAGCAGACCAUAUCAAACUCAUCUUCUCUAAAAGUUUUGUAGUAAUUUAGAAUGUCAUCUCUGAUGCAUUGCUUUGGCCUACAAAUUGUUUACCAAACCAACUACUAAUUUCUUUCCUACGUUUGCCCUUUUCACUUUGUAUGAAAUGUGCCAUGCAAAACUGUCAAUCAUCAAUGUUUCUAUCUGAUAAUAUUAAAUAUUUUUACCUUAGAUUUGCUGUUUUAUUAUUAUUCGUUUUGUGUUAGUAUGUUUUUAAGAUUUGUAAAAUGUAUAUUUUAACUUUCACUUCAUGUGGAGGUUAUAAUGUUAAAUCAAGAGUGUUUGAAUUACAAAUGAAUUUGAAAAAAUUAUACAUUUAUGUAGUGUUUUUAUAUAUGUACAACUUUAUUGAGAUGUAAUUCAUACAUCACACAAUUCACACUUUUAAACUGCCAUUCAGUGAUUUUUUUUUUUUUACUGUAUUCAGCAUGUGAAAUCAUCAUGGUAAUCUUAGAAUAUUUCCAUCAUCCCAGAAAAGAAACCCUAUACUUAGUAGCAGUCAUUCCCCAUGCUUCCCUGUAAUAGCUUCCUAGGGCUGCCACAAACUACCACCUUUAAUGACAACACAACGGAACUGUAUUCUCGCAGUUCUAGGGACUAGGCAACCUCAGUCACCACGACAAAGGAUUGGGCAGAACCACCAUGACCUCUGGUCCUUGUCAUUGCUUGGCUUGUAGCUGCAUCAGUCUCUGCCUCGGUGUCUGUCUUCACAUGGUGCUUUUAUAAGGACAGCAGUCAGUUGGAUUCAGGGACACACACACCCCUCCAAAUCCACUAUGACUUGUCUACAAAGAUCUUGUUCCCAAAUGAGAUUACAUUCUGAGGUUUAGGUAGAUAAGAAUUUGGAGAGGACACUAUUCAACACAAUACAUCUCCACAGACACUGAAGCCUCACACAACAUCUUGUGUAGGUUCUGCCUCUAGAUUUGACUGCUCUAAAACAUUUUUAUGUAGGAUUUUUAUAUUUUGCACUCUUCGGAAUGUGGCUAAAUAUCCAUAUAUCAUAUGGUUUUAUCAACACAAUAAUCACUCAUGUAGACUAUGCAACAUUGCUCCAGAUAUUUUAGAUAUACUAAUUCUAUGCUGUUUUUAGGCUAUGUCAACUGGCUGGAGUACAUUAUAGUAAAUAUAUUGGCAGGUAUGAUGUAGCUGAUUUUAAAGGUGUAUCAUGGUUCUAAUGUGUCUCUUCCCUCCCCCACACAACUAUUGCAUACAAUUAUCAAUGUCAGGAUAAUGAGUGAAAGUACCCCUAUUCAAAGUGCAUUUUCAGGUGUUUUUUUUUUUUUUUGUUUUUUGGUUUUUGGUUUUGUUUUUUUUUUCUGUCUUUCUUUCUUACCUACCUACCUACCUACCCUGGGCUUCUUGUGGACAGGAGCGCUCUGUAUUCUGGGCUUUGUUUACCCUAUUUGUCCCUUUUCAUGGGCAGGAGCUCCUGCCUUUUCAUGGGCACAAUCUCUUUAUACUCUCACUUCUUUCCUUAAUCAAAUAAAAUCUCUCUAAACUUUA